Rotaria sp. Silwood1 is the source of this 483-nucleotide messenger RNA. The record is from the annotation of a GenBank genome assembly. Lineage: Eukaryota; Metazoa; Rotifera; Eurotatoria; Philodinida; Philodinidae.
AUGUGUAUUGACAAAGGAACAUUAAAAUCAAUUUAUUUGGCUAAAUAUGUUCCUAAUAUUUUAGCAAUAUUAAUCUAUUAUUUUUUUAAAAAUUCUCAUUAUGCAUCGUUAUUACCAUCGAGUUUAUCAGCUAUAUUGGGUAUUUCAACAUUCAUAGCCGGUUUUCUUAUUCGACAAAUUGCUAUAAUACAAUUAGGAAAAUUUUAUACAUAUAAAGUCAGUAUUAUUGACCAUCAUGAAUUGAUUGAUACAGGUCUUCAUGCAUCUAUGCGACAUCCAGCAUAUACGGGUACAUUUCUUGAAUUAACUGGCGCUGCUUUUCUUUAUAAUCAUUUUAUAUUAUCAUGGUUUAUUUCAUUGUGUUAUCUUAUUGUUAUACAUAAACGUAUCAAACAAGAAGAAAAAACAUUAAUUGAAGAAUUUGGGCCAAAAUAUCAAGAAUAUAUGAAACGAGCCGGCAUGUUUUUGCCAAAAUUGAAAUAA